This is a messenger RNA of Fusarium oxysporum Fo47, 1496 nucleotides long. Its product is annotated as INO80 complex, subunit Ies4. Lineage: Eukaryota; Fungi; Ascomycota; Sordariomycetes; Hypocreales; Nectriaceae. Gene Ontology annotation, cellular component: Ino80 complex. Gene Ontology annotation, biological process: chromatin remodeling. The transcript is spliced from 2 exons. The record is from RefSeq and is a predicted model, not a curated record. The coding region runs from base 179 to 1003 and encodes 274 amino acids.
CCGCUCCCGUCACCAGUCUAUUCCUCAAAACCUGCUCCUUUCCCUAACCUUCUUCCACUAUCCUUCGCCGCUUGCAAACAUCAUCAAUCAACACCACACAUCACCUUUUCAUCAGACAACCCUUCCUAGACUAUAGCAUCACCGUCAGCUCUUUGUAACCUCGACCUCUCUCAACACCAUGGCUCCUCCAGUCAAGUCCGCCGACGCGCGACGCAAGUCCAGCACCAAGGCCAGCUUGAUUGUUACUCGCAAGGUGUCGCCCGACAAGCUGCGUGCUCUACUCGCGCCCGACUCUAUCAAGGAAGAAUCUCCCUCCAAGGACAUGAAAGCCAACGCCGACUCACCUACCGAUGCCGUGUCCGCUUCUGGUUCGCAACCACCAGCCAGCAACACGAAUGGCGACAAUGCCUCGGACUCUAACGCUGCUACUCCUGCCCCUGACGCAACUCCUGCCGACGGGACACCGGCCCCUUCGGCUAUGGGACCGCCUACCGAUGGACCGAAGAAGAAGGGCGUCAAACGAUCUGCCCCGGGCGCCAACGGUACAAUAGAUGGUGUCCCCAAGCCUCGAGGAAAGCCUGGCCCCAAGAAGAAGCCUCGUCUGGAGGACGGAACGAUCGAUCACUCAGGUUCCAAGCCUGCCGGAGGUCACAAGCUUGGGCCCAAGGCGAAUCAAGGGGCCAUCAACGCCGGACUUCGCGCUCUCGAUCGCUCAGGCAAACCCUGUCGCCGAUGGGCCAAGGGAGGAUUCCAACUCAAGAGCUUCACUGGUGUGGCAUGGGAGAUCCCUCGCUGGGUGGCACCUCAAAAGAAGGCUCCCGAAUCCAGCGCCGAUGAUUCUACUGCUGCAUCGGCCGAGGGCAGCAGCAAGGAGAACAAAGAGAACGGCCACGAGAGCAACAGUGCUAGCAAUAGCAAUACUGCUAACGACGUAGAGAUGCAAAGUGCGCCCAGUAACCACGCCUCCUCGCCGGCACCUCUUGCUAUUGCCGCUGCUUCAUAAAAACUGCCCCUACGACGCGACCUUUUUUUCCUUUUCAUUUUGCUCUGAUACCAGAGAAUGUUUUAUUAUAGCGCGAGAUAUUGCGGGCGUUCUAGGUUGGCAGACAACUGAUUCUUGGCCUGUCGGUGAGACUGAGAUGCUCUCAGACCGAGCAUGACCGUUCAUUCAUUCGGAAUCUUUUAUGUUUUUCAUCAAAAAGCGACGCUGGUGUCGCUGGCGUUACGGAACAGCGAGGAUGGAAUGCUGUGGAAAAGGAUUGGCAUUAAACCGUACCAGGACUGGCGGAGCAUAUAUUUGAUGUACAACUAUUGUUACGAUGGUGCAAUGUUAGAUAUACUCGGAUAAUUCUCUGAAAUGAGCAAUUAAAUAUUUGUUCUCUGAAGAUAUAUCGUACUUAUGCUGUUACACUGCGAUCCAUGCGCCCGUAGCUUUGAAGACAGGCGCUAAUCUGCUGGUUGCUGCACACAUUGUUUUCUUGUCGCAGCCUACCUAA